AUGCCUAACUGGAUGCUGUUGCCAAGUGGACCUGCCACUCCGAGAAGGAUAGCUACGACAGGGGAUUUGGUAAGUUUGUUGAGUGAGAUGCCACCACUAAGUGACAUCACUCUACUCUGUACUUUCGGAGCCAAAAGGGUGGCCGAGUUCCAUUUUCUCUGUCGCUCUGAUUUCACCAUAGGAGCGUCAACCUAUGUAGUGGGGGAAGGUCAAGAUGAGGCAACAAGAGCUAGAUAUGAAA
Messenger RNA from Eruca vesicaria subsp. sativa (arugula), 241 nucleotides. NCBI's taxonomy places the organism in Eukaryota, Viridiplantae, Streptophyta, Magnoliopsida, Brassicales, Brassicaceae. The record is from the annotation of a GenBank genome assembly.